UCAUGAUGUACACCAAACUUCUACCCAUUGUUGCAGAUUUCACAAGUUUCAAGCCAAUAUAAAAAUGGAAGAUGAAAAGAAAAAAAGACGAAGAAAUUGGCAUGAUGGGGAGGUGCACUGCCUGUGCCACUAUGUUCAAAGGCACAAAUCUGUGCUUUUUGGCAAGGCUGGCCAUGCCAGCGUUCCGGUGGAGAAAAGAAAAAAAAAGUACUGGAAAAAGGCAACGGCAGUACUUAGGGCCAAUGGCUACCAGAGGGAGGAGGAGGAGGUCGUCCGGAAGUGGGCUGACCUCAAGCAAAGAGCCUUAAAAUAUAAGGCCCAACGAAACAUGACAGGUGGGGGCAGCCUUGAAGUCCGGCCCACGUUAGAGGCUGUUCUGGAGGUUCUCGCAAGAGAAACGGUGCAGGGGGUAGUCGCGUCCUCCGACGAAGCAGGCUUUAGCUCGUCCCAAGACACAAUAGAUGGAGACAAUGAGGCUUGCCUGCUGUUCAGCAGCAUGGCUGCAGGAGCGUGUUCACGCACCCCUGAUCGUGUCAAGACAACCUCCACUGUCGUCAACACAACAACCACUGUCGUCAACACCGCCACCGCUGCUGUCAACACCUCCACUGCUGCCACAACCACUACCUUAACUGCAAUAGCUGCUGCAACCACCUCCGCCACCAAGACCCCUCAAAGAAAACUUUCCUCAACUGACCAGCUUGUAGAGCUGGAGAAGGAGAGGAUUCGACUGCUUGAGAAACAAGUUUCCCUCUCUGCAGAGCGAAACUUGUUUCUCAGUAGAAUUGCAAAUGCCUUAGAGGCCAUUGAAAAAAAUGGCAUUCAGUCAUUGGGAAUGAUUGAAUUUUAAGGCAUUUGCAAUGUGUAUUUCAUGUGAUGUCCACCUUGGUAACAACAAGCUGAAACUUCAGCUUGUUGGUAUCAAGAUGGACUUUUCAUGAAUAUACUCUACAUGAAGGAAACCAU
Messenger RNA from Lytechinus variegatus (green sea urchin), 966 nucleotides. RefSeq lists its product as uncharacterized. The record is from RefSeq and is a predicted model, not a curated record. Bases 65 to 850 code for a protein of 261 amino acids. The transcript is spliced from 5 exons. Lineage: Eukaryota; Metazoa; Echinodermata; Echinoidea; Temnopleuroida; Toxopneustidae.